CUGGUAACGAUCAUUGGGAGAUUCAUCAUGUUCCAAUUGAGAACGAAAAACAACAACAUCAGCCUUAGGGACGACACCCAAUUGGUUGGAACGGGGCCUGCACCAAUGCGGUCGGGUGAGCGUUGGACAUUGGCGCAUUUAGUGGUUGUUGUCAAUCGUCACAACGGAUCGGGCUCUAUACCUCAUUGGAAGAUAUGCGACGCCAAAAAGGAGACUAAGGACGACAAGCAACAUGAUGUGCACGGAAAGGAACGACAAGGAAAUGAGCACGAUGAUCAAUCGUUGACAAACAUAGAGAGAGAGGGAAAGAAAGUGAUAUGCACGUACACAGACACACACACACACACACACACAGAGGAAGAAAAUGUUGGGGAAAAGAAGUCGAUCAGGGCGGAGAGGGUAGGGAUGAGGAAGGGAUGGGGAAGGGGAGGGGGUGGCCGUGACUGCGACUGCGACCGUGACCAUGAUCAGUCGACGCCAAAAAGUCUACCAUGCAAUCUGUAA
Aaosphaeria arxii CBS 175.79 is the source of this 504-nucleotide messenger RNA. RefSeq lists its product as uncharacterized. The coding region runs from base 28 to 504 and encodes 158 amino acids. The transcript is spliced from 2 exons. The record is from RefSeq and is a predicted model, not a curated record. Lineage: Eukaryota; Fungi; Ascomycota; Dothideomycetes; Pleosporales.